Molecule: messenger RNA, 799 nt
Organism: Aricia agestis (brown argus)
Lineage: Eukaryota; Metazoa; Arthropoda; Insecta; Lepidoptera; Lycaenidae
Product: PITH domain-containing protein CG6153
Exons: 5
Coding region: 140-760 (206 amino acids)
Cellular component (GO): nucleus
Source: RefSeq, a predicted model, not a curated record
GUAAUUGAAAAGUGGAAAAUUGGAAAUUCAUAUAAUUUCGUGGAAAAUUUUGUUACUGUACGUAUUGAAUUUGCUGAAGGUGGGUCAACGAUAACAACGCUUGUUUGAAAUAGCUACGUACCUACUUUAUAACUUUACAAUGCCUCAUAGUCAUUGCCAUGGACAUGAUUGUGAUCAUGGGAGCACAGCUGAUGAACUUGGGUUACAGUAUAAUCUGUAUGAAAAAAUAGAUAAAGAUAAUUUGCAGUGCCUAAAUGAGAGUGUAGAUGGUUCUGGCAAAACAGUUUUCAAGCCCUGGGAUAAAAGAUUGGACAGAAGUAAUUUUGUCGAAAGUGAUGCUGAUGAAGAAUUACUUUUUAAUAUACCAUUCACAGGAAAUGUCAAACUUAAAGGUAUUAGAAUAGCAUCUGAAGACACGGACUCCCAUCCAUCAAAAAUGAGAUUGUUUAAAAACAAACCAAAUAUGACAUUUGAUGAUGUUUCAAUGGAACCUGACCAGAUGUUUGAGCUGCAAAGGGAUACAGAAGGAAACUUGGAGUAUACACCAAAGGUUGUGACAUUCUCAUCAGUGUCUCAUUUAACAAUACAUUUUCCUAGUAAUUUUGGUGCAGACACUACAAAAAUAUAUUACAUUGGUUUGAAAGGUGAAUGGACCCCAGGCCACAAGCACGGAGUGACAAUAUGUACAUAUGAAGCUCGGCCGAUGCUCGAUGACCACAAACUAAAACAUUUAAAUUCUGUGAAUAGAGCAAUAGACUAAGAAUUUUUGGAAAUCUUAAGAAAUAUAUUUAUAAUAAUU